AUGGAGGCGGGCGGCCGGUGGCGGCACCUUCCCAGUGGGCCUAGCCUGAAGCACUUGACCGACCCCUCUUACAGGCUCCCGCGGGAGCAGCAGAAGCCCGCGCUGCAGGAGCUGACGCGGGCACAUGUUGAGUCCUUCAACUACGCCGUGCGAGAUGGCCUCAGCCACGCGGUGCAGGCCAUUCCUCCCUUUGAAUUUGCUUUCAAAGAUGAGCGCAUCUCUCUUACCAUUGUGGAUGCUGUUGUCAGUUCACCCACAGUUCCAAAGGGGAGCAUCUGCAAAGAGCUCAAAGUUUACCCAGCAGAAUGCCGGGGCCGCAGAAGUACCUACCGGGGAAAGCUGACAGCUGAUAUCAGCUGGUCAGUGAAUGGAGUCUCAAAAGGAGUCAUUAAGCAGUUUCUCGGGUAUAUUCCUAUCAUGGUGAAGUCCGAGCUUUGCAACUUGCACAGUCUGCCUCCAAAAGCCCUCAUCGAGCACCACGAGGAACCCGAGGAGAUGGGAGGCUAUUUUAUAAUCAACGGCAUUGAGAAAGUCAUCCGGAUGUUGAUUAUGCCACGGAGAAAUUUCCCCAUCGCCAUGAUAAGACCUAAAUGGAAAAGUAGAGGGCCUGGCUAUACUCAGUAUGGCAUCUCAAUGCACUGCGUGAGGGAGGAGCAUUCUGCUGUCAACAUGAACCUUCACUACGUGGAAAAUGGCACGGUUAUGUUAAACUUUAUUUACCGGAAAGAACUGUUUUUCCUCCCUCUGGGAUUUGCACUGAAGGCACUUGUCAGUUUUUCCGACUACCAGAUUUUUAAGGAGCUCAUCAAAGGGAAAGAAGACGACUCCUUCUUCAGGAACUCUGUGUCUCAGAUGUUACGGAUUGUCACCGAGGAGGGCUGUGCCACACAGAAACAGGUCCUGCGCUAUCUCGGUGAGAGCUUCCGAGUAAAGCUCAACCUUCCCGAGUGGUACCCCAGUGAACAAGCGGCGGAGUUUCUGUUUGACCAGUGCAUCUGUAUCCACUUAAGUUCCAAUACUGAAAAGUUCUACAUGCUUUGUCUCAUGACCCGGAAGCUCUUUGCUUUAGCCAAAGGCGAGUGUAUGGAGGAGAAUCCUGACAGCCUAAUGAACCAAGAAGUCCUUACACCUGGCCAGCUCUUCCUGAUGUUUCUGAAGGAAAAGAUGGAAGCUUGGUUAGUAUCUAUUAAAAUAGCGAUAGACAAGAAGGCUCAGAAGACCAAUGUAUCCAUAAACACUGAGAAUUUGUUGAAGAUUUUUAAUCUGGGAACUGACCUUACAAAACCAUUUGAGUAUCUUCUUGCUACUGGGAAUCUGCGUUCUAAAACAGGUCUUGGCUUCCUGCAAGAUUCUGGCCUGUGUGUUGUGGCUGACAAGCUGAACUUCAUUCGCUAUCUUUCCCAUUUCCGCUGUGUGCACAGAGGAGCCAGCUUUGCCAAGAUGAGGACUACCACAGUACGCAGGCUGCUGCCAGAGUCUUGGGGCUUCCUCUGCCCCGUGCACACCCCAGAUGGGGAGCCCUGCGGCCUGAUGAACCACUUAACUGCUGUGUGUGAGGUGGUCACGCAGUUUGUGUACACAACGUCUAUCCCAGCUCUGCUCUGCAACUUGGGGAUGACGCCGGUGGAUGGGGCUCCGCAACGACCGUACAGUGAAUGCUACCCUGUCCUGUUGGAUGGCGUCGUGGUGGGCUGGGUGGAGCAAGAGCUCGCCCCUGCCAUUGCCAAGUCGCUCCGGAACUUUAAGGUGUUGAGAGAGAAAAGAAUUCCUCCGUGGAUGGAGGUGGCCCUUAUCCCCAUGACAGGAAAGCCCAGUCUCUACCCAGGACUGUUCCUUUUUACAACUCCUUGUAGACUGGUACGACCUGUGCAGAACUUGGAAUUGGGCAAAGAAGAACUGAUUGGAACCAUGGAACAGCUCUUCAUGAACAUUGCUAUUUUUGAGGAUGAGGUUUUCGCCAGAGUUACCACACACCAGGAGCUCUUCCCUCACAGCCUGCUGAGUGUGAUUGCCAACUUCAUCCCUUUCUCUGAUCACAACCAGAGUCCCCGGAACAUGUACCAGUGUCAGAUGGGUAAGCAAACUAUGGGCUUUCCACUUCUUACCUAUCGAGACCGAUCUGAUAAUAAACUGUACCGUCUUCAGACUCCACAGAGCCCUCUAGUGAGGCCUUACAUGUAUGAUUACUAUGACAUGGAUAACUAUCCAAUCGGGACCAAUGCCAUAGUCGCUGUCAUCUCGUACACUGGCUAUGAUAUGGAAGAUGCCAUGAUUGUAAAUAAAGCCUCUUGGGAACGAGGCUUUGCCCAUGGAAGUGUAUACAAGUCUGAGUUCAUAGAUCUCACUGAAAAAAUUAAACAAGGAGACGAUAGCCUGGUGUUUGGGGUCAAGGCUGGUGAUCCACGGGUUUUGCAGAAACUAGAUGAGGAUGGGUUGCCGUUUAUUGGAGCACGGUUGCAGUAUGGAGACCCCUAUUACAGCUACGUCAACCUCAACACCGGGGAAAGCUUCGUGGUGUACUACAAGAGUAAAGAACACUGUGUGGUGGACAACAUCAAGGUGUGCAGUAAUGACUCGGGGAGUGGGAAGUUCAAGUGUGUGUGCAUCACCAUGCGAGUCCCGCGCAACCCCACCAUUGGAGAUAAGUUCGCCAGCCGGCACGGGCAGAAGGGCAUCUUAAGCAGGUUGUGGCCCACUGAGGACAUGCCCUUCACUGAGAGUGGGAUGGUCCCCGACAUCCUGUUCAAUCCGCACGGGUUCCCGUCCCGCAUGACUAUCGGCAUGCUGAUUGAGAGCAUGGCUGGGAAGUCGGCGGCCCUGCACGGCCUCUGCCAUGACGCCACCCCCUUCAUCUUUUCGGAGGAGAACUCAGCCCUAGAAUACUUCGGUGAGAUGCUGAAGGCCGGGGGCUACAACUUCUAUGGCACCGAGAGAUUAUACAGCGGCAUCAGCGGGCUGGAGUUGGAGGCUGACAUUUUCAUCGGUGUGGUUUAUUAUCAGCGCCUGCGACAUAUGGUCUCCGACAAGUUUCAGGUCCGAACCACCGGAGCCAGAGACAAAGUCACCAACCAGCCUAUCGGGGGAAGGAACGUCCAGGGUGGGAUCCGUUUUGGGGAGAUGGAGCGAGAUGCGCUUCUGGCACACGGUACCUCCUUCCUCCUCCACGACCGGCUCUUCAACUGUUCGGACCGUUCGGUGGCGCACGUGUGUGUCCAGUGCGGUAGCCUGCUCUCCCCACUGCUGGAGAAGCCGCCCCCUUCCUGGUCCACCACGCGCAAUAGGAAAUACAAUUGCACCCUCUGUAACCGCAGUGACUCCAUUGACACAGUUUCCGUGCCUUACGUUUUUCGCUACUUUGUAGCUGAACUGGCAGCAAUGAACAUCAAGGUGAAGUUGGACAUUGUUUAACUUGACGCCGGCCUUUUCUUUUUUAAGAGAUGCAUCCAUUAAGGUGUAAGUUUGAUUUGGGGACGGUAGCCGUUUAUUUUGGAUACUCGAUCCUUUUCAGAGGUGUUAGUGCUCUGGAUCAAGACUUUGGCAACUGACAGUUCCAGGCUUCUGAGUCUGGUAUAAACGGGUCAGCUCGUUUUCAAGUAGAUUCCAAAGAAUGCCUGGGUGGCGCAAACAGCUAAGCAAUUGGCUACAAGCUGAAAGGUUGGCAGUUCAAAGCUGCCCAGAGGCACCUUGGAAAACAGGUAUGGCGAUCUCUUUCUAAGAGAAAAUCGAGCUGUUCCGCUGUGUGUCUUAGGGGACACUGUGAAUCCAGACUCGCACAAAGGCCACUAACAACAAUGCUGAUGCACAGGAAUUAGAGUCCAUUGAAUCAGUGCGUUUGUUUUGAAAAAGACUUGUCAUCUUUUAAGAUGGUGAUGGAUAAACAGAAAGCUCUGUUUCCCAACCAGCCCUCUCAGGUUCCCUGCCCCUGGGCAUGGCUUUCACGUGUUUGUUCACCUCUGGAGAGCAAAGUGGUCAUGCAGAAAGAGGCACAAGACAAACGACAUGUGGUUUGAUAGCCGUUGUGUCCACAUGAAAGAAAGAAAAUAGUAUUCUCACAUAAUAAAUGUCUUCCCAACGUGUAUAUUUUAAA
This is a messenger RNA of Echinops telfairi (small Madagascar hedgehog), 4087 nucleotides long. It is a transcript of the gene POLR1B, whose product is annotated as RNA polymerase I subunit B. Gene Ontology annotation, cellular component: RNA polymerase I complex; nucleus. Bases 1 to 3408 code for a protein of 1135 amino acids. NCBI's taxonomy places the organism in Eukaryota, Metazoa, Chordata, Mammalia, Afrosoricida, Tenrecidae. Gene Ontology annotation, biological process: DNA-templated transcription. The record is from RefSeq and is a predicted model, not a curated record. The transcript has 15 exons. Gene Ontology annotation, molecular function: ribonucleoside binding; DNA binding; DNA-directed RNA polymerase activity.